AUGGAAUCCCAACCAGAACUCCCCGUUCCUGACAGUAAGGACGUUGAGCUCAAACAAGAUGGCGCAUCUAGCGAUACCAGCCCAUCGCCGACAUCAACCCAGAAUAAGGAGACCGAUGCAAAAAUAGCAGAGAAGGAACAGUCUAUUCGCCAAGCCUGUAAGUUGCGCGAUUUCGAUGCAUUAGUCGCGCAUGCCACUUCUGAAGGAGGGUUCCUUCGCGAUGAUCUCCGUCGACUAGCCUGGCCGGUGCUGCUUCAGAGUGAUCGAGAUCCCGAUCUUGCCGCCUGGGACGAUUUGCCACCGCAUGCCGACGAGGACCAGAUUCAACUUGAUGUCAAUCGGUCGUUCGUCUACUAUCCUGACUGCUCUGAUACUGAGCUUUCUUUGAAGAAGAAAGAGCUCUCAGAUCUCAUCAACCAAGUAUUACGAACCCAUCCGAUGCUCUGCUAUUUCCAAGGUUACCAUGACAUCGUUCAGGUUCUCCUCCUGGUUUUAGGGGGCCAAAGGGCCGCCCCAGCGGUCACCCGGCUAUCUCUUCUUCGCAUCAGGGAUUAUAUGUUACCAUCCCUGUCCCCAACACUAAAGCAUCUGCAACUCAUUCCCGAUAUCAUUGAGAAGGCCGACCCGGCCCUUCGAUCGCAUCUUGCGGGCAUCAGACCUUUCUUUGCACUUGCGGCUACCCUUACGUUGUAUGCCCACGAUAUCCAAGAAUAUAGCAACAUUGCUCGCCUCUUUGACUUCUUGCUGGCCAAGGAGCCCGUUGUUUCCAUCUACCUAUUUGUUGCAAUCAUUCUUUCCCGGAAGAAAGAACUGCUAGAGAUUCCCAAAGACGAGCCAGAAAUGCUCCAUUUCACCCUCUCAAAGCUCCCAUGCCCUCUCAACCUCGAGGCUUUAAUAUCUCGCGCUGUACAGCUUUUUGAUGACUAUCCACCCGAGUCCUUGUCGUCUCGUGCGUGGAAAAAUCUUCCACAGUCUAGUGUCUUGAAAACUUCAAGAGACCUUGUUGCAAAUCAGACGACAGACGAAGCGGUGGACUUAUUCCAGCAACAAGUGCGACAGCUACGCAACGAAGAGCGACGAGAGAAAGUCAUCGGCUUUCUAUGGUAUCACCGAAGAACAAUCGGCUCCGUGGCUGUUGCUGUCUUCAUUGGCGCCAUGUCUAUUUGGAUCAGAAAGAAGGGGUUGGACACUCCGAUUUGGUCUUAUCUUCACCGCUUCAAGGCAGUGUUCCAAGCGCAAGGUUAUCUCUAA
Messenger RNA from Aspergillus affinis, 1251 nucleotides. RefSeq names its product TBC domain-containing protein. NCBI's taxonomy places the organism in Eukaryota, Fungi, Ascomycota, Eurotiomycetes, Eurotiales, Aspergillaceae. The transcript has 3 exons. Gene Ontology annotation, cellular component: endoplasmic reticulum membrane. Gene Ontology annotation, biological process: positive regulation of GTPase activity; endoplasmic reticulum to Golgi vesicle-mediated transport. Bases 1 to 1251 code for a protein of 416 amino acids. Gene Ontology annotation, molecular function: GTPase activator activity. The record is from RefSeq and is a predicted model, not a curated record.